AUGGGCAACGCGCUGGGGCCGCGAAAGAAGCUGCCGAAGGAGGACUUGGAAUUCCUGAUGAGCAACACGCACUUCACAAAAAAACAGAUUAAGCAGUGGUAUAAUGGAUUCAUUAGAGAUUGCCCUUCCGGGCAGCUGAGCAAGAAAAAGUUCAUUGAAGUGUACUCUGGUUUUUUCCCUGACGGAAACGCCGAGGAGUUUUGUACUCACGUCUUCAGGACCUUUGACAAGGACAACUCAGGGAAAAUAGACUUCAAGGAAUUCCUUCUUGCCAUCAACAUCACCUCCGGGGGUCGCCCUAAGGAGAAACUAGAAUGGGCCUACCAGAUGUAUGACAUCGACGGUAACGGAACGAUCGAAAGGAGUGAAAUGGUAGAAAUUAUUAGGGCAAUUUACUCGAUGCUCGGAGCCGACGGGUCCUCUGCAGAACUCAGCCCUGAGGCUCGAACAGAGGAGAUCUUCGAGAAGAUGGACGAAAAUCGGGACGGUGUGCUCACCAGGGAUGAGUUCAUGAAUGGCUGUUUAUCGGACCAGUACCUUCUCUCAAUGCUUCUCGCGGACGAAUCAGUGGAAUAA
Molecule: messenger RNA, 576 nt
Organism: Mesocestoides corti
Lineage: Eukaryota; Metazoa; Platyhelminthes; Cestoda; Cyclophyllidea; Mesocestoididae
Source: the annotation of a GenBank genome assembly